Molecule: messenger RNA, 1812 nt
Organism: Cynocephalus volans (Philippine flying lemur)
Lineage: Eukaryota; Metazoa; Chordata; Mammalia; Dermoptera; Cynocephalidae
Gene: GNA15
Product: G protein subunit alpha 15
Exons: 7
Coding region: 1-1125 (374 amino acids)
Biological process (GO): adenylate cyclase-modulating G protein-coupled receptor signaling pathway; phospholipase C-activating dopamine receptor signaling pathway; action potential
Cellular component (GO): heterotrimeric G-protein complex
Molecular function (GO): G protein-coupled receptor binding; guanyl nucleotide binding; G-protein beta/gamma-subunit complex binding
Source: RefSeq, a predicted model, not a curated record
AUGGCCCGUUCUCUGACCUGGCGCUGGUGCCCCUGGUGCCUGACGGAGGAUGAAAAGGCCGCAGCCCGCAUCGACCAGGAGAUCAACAAAAUCCUCCUGGAACAGAAGAAGCAAGACCGGGCCGAGCUAAAGCUGCUGCUGCUGGGGCCCGGCGAGAGCGGGAAGAGCACGUUCAUCAAGCAGAUGCGGAUCAUCCACGGGGCCGGCUACUCGGAGGAGGACCGAAAGGGCUUCCGGCCGCUCGUCUACCAGAACAUCUUCGUGUCCAUGCGGGCCAUGAUUGAGGCAAUGGACCGGCUCCAGAUCCCCUUCAGCAGGCCCGAGAGCAAGCACCACGCCAGCCUGGUCAUGAGCCAAGACCCCUACAAAGUGACCACGUUCGAGAAGCGUUACGCCGUGUCCAUGCAGUGGCUGUGGAGUGAUGCCGGCAUCCGGGCCUGCUACGAGCGCAGGCGCGAGUUCCACCUGCUCGACUCGGCCGUGUAUUACCUGUCCCACCUGGAGCGCAUCACCGAGGACGGCUACGUCCCCACGGCCCAAGAUGUGCUCCGCAGCCGCAUGCCCACCACCGGCAUCAAUGAGUACUGCUUCUCCGUGCAGAAAACCAACCUGCGGAUCGUGGACGUCGGGGGCCAGAGGUCUGAGCGCAAGAAGUGGAUCCACUGCUUUGAGAACGUGAUCGCCCUCAUCUACCUGGCCUCCCUGAGCGAGUACGACCAGUGUCUGGAGGAAAACAACCAGGAGAACCGCAUGAAGGAGAGCCUGGCCUUGUUUGGCACCAUCCUGGAACUUCCCUGGUUCAAGAGUACAUCCGUCAUUCUGUUCCUCAACAAAACCGACAUUCUAGAAGAGAAAAUCCCCACCUCCCACCUGGCUACCUACUUCCCCAGUUUCCAGGGCCCCAAGCAAGAUGUGGAGGCAGCCAAGAGGUUUAUCCUGGGCAUGUACACCAGCAUGUACACAGGCUGCCUGGACGGCCCCGAGGGCAGCAAGAAGGGCCCUCGCUCCCGACGCCUCUUCAGCCACUACACGUGUGCCACAGACACGCAGAACAUCCGCAAGGUCUUCAAGGAUGUGCGGGACUCGGUGCUCGCCCGCUACCUGGACGAGAUCAACCUGCUGUGACCCAGGCCCCGCAGGGGGCAGGUGGCACCUGUGGGCAGGUGGGUGGCCAGAGUGGCCCCCAAAUGCCCCUCCUGUGGCUCCAGCCUCAGGCCCGGGUGGCAGGAGGCCCAUUCGUGAGCGAGGCGGAGGAUGGGUGGCCCGCCCCCUCUCCUCUCUGUUUUUCACCAGGACAGCCCCCCUGAGUUCCCCUUCCUUUGACUCAGUUUACCUCCUUUGAAAAGGAGGGAGCAAAGUGGUCCUUUGGGAUGCCAGCGUGUAGGAAAAGGUGAAGAAAUCAAGGAUCGAGGACUUGGGUGGGUGAGUGUCUCUCAAGAGCCCCACCUCUGGGCAUGUGACCUCCUGGGCAGGAGUCUGGGAGUGAUGUGGUCUUUCAGGCGCCUUCUGGAGUGGAUUGUGGGGUCCCCUAGUGGACAGGAGGAGGAACUCCCUUCCGGAGGGCAUCUCCCAGCCUGAGAAUCAGGGUAGGGCAGGGACUUGCCUUUGCCAGGGGGACGAGACCCCAAAGAAACGCUGUCCCUUUCAGUGUAUCCUGCCCCGGUUUGCAGACGAGGGAAACAGAGGCCCGCAGGAUCCCCCUCCUUCCCAGGCUGGGGGGCCGAGCAUGCUGUAUCGUAACAACCUGUAUUUAUUCGCUCACCUUCUGCGGGGCCCCUUGUGGGGUAGACAUUAAAGAAGUGACAUUCUGGA